This is a messenger RNA of Hippopotamus amphibius kiboko, 1907 nucleotides long. RefSeq names its product THO complex subunit 3 (gene THOC3). The record is from RefSeq and is a predicted model, not a curated record. Bases 53 to 1168 code for a protein of 371 amino acids. The transcript is spliced from 7 exons. Lineage: Eukaryota; Metazoa; Chordata; Mammalia; Artiodactyla; Hippopotamidae. Gene Ontology annotation, cellular component: THO complex part of transcription export complex. Gene Ontology annotation, biological process: mRNA export from nucleus. Gene Ontology annotation, molecular function: protein binding.
AGGGCUGACUGCAGCCCGGCGAGUCAACCGAGCCGGCGUCCGGGAGCUCGGCAUGGCGAUCCCCGCGGCUUCCAUGGGGCCCUCGGCGCUGGGCCAGAGCGGGCCUGGCUCCAUGGCUCCCUGGUGCUCAGUGACCAGCGGCCCGACGCGCUACGUGCUCGGAAUGCAGGAGCUGUUCCGCGGCCACAGCAAGACGCGCGAGUUCCCGGCGCACAGCGCCAAGGUGCACUCGGUGGCCUGGAGCUGCGACGGGCGUCGCCUGGCCUCGGGGUCCUUCGACAAGACGGCCAGCGUCUUCCUGCUGGAGAAGGACCGGUUGGUUAAAGAAAACAAUUAUCGUGGACAUGGGGAUAGUGUGGACCAGCUCUGUUGGCACCCAAGUAAUCCUGAUCUCUUUGUCACUGCAUCUGGAGACAAAACCAUUCGCAUCUGGGAUGUGAGGACUACAAAAUGCAUUGCCACUGUGAACACUAAAGGGGAGAACAUCAACAUCUGCUGGAGCCCCGACGGGCAGACCAUUGCUGUAGGCAACAAGGAUGACGUGGUGACGUUCAUUGAUGCCAAGACACAUCGUUCCAAAGCGGAGGAGCAGUUCAAGUUCGAGGUCAAUGAAAUCUCCUGGAACAAUGACAAUAACAUGUUCUUCCUGACAAAUGGCAACGGUUGUAUCAACAUACUCAGCUACCCAGAGCUGAAGCCUGUGCAGUCCAUCAACGCCCAUCCUUCCAACUGCAUCUGUAUCAAGUUUGACCCCAUGGGGAAGUACUUUGCCACAGGAAGCGCAGAUGCUUUGGUUAGCCUCUGGGAUGUAGAUGAGUUAGUGUGUGUUCGGUGCUUUUCCAGGCUGGAUUGGCCUGUGAGGACCCUCAGUUUUAGCCAUGAUGGGAAAAUGCUGGCAUCGGCAUCGGAAGAUCAUUUCAUCGACAUUGCUGAAGUAGAGACAGGCGACAAGCUGUGGGAGGUGCAGUGUGAGUCCCCGACCUUCACUGUGGCUUGGCACCCCAAAAGGCCUCUGCUGGCAUUUGCCUGUGAUGACAAAGAUGCAUUAAAAAAGAAAAACCAAAUCAAAAUAUACCUAAGUGAUGUUUGUAGGAAAUUUUGGAAAAAGCAGGUAAGCAAAAAGAAGACUCAUGUUCCUAACCCCAGGAGACAGUCAUUUUUGUGCUAAUAAGCAGUUUUGUGUAUAUCCUUCUAGGAGUUUUCCUAUGCUUAUAUUUUUAUAUAAAAACAUGUUUAUCUUUAUGAAAAUCUUGCAGGGUAGACAAAUCAAGUGUGACAAGAUAAAGCAUACGAGGUGCUCAGCACCAUGUUUGGCAGUAUAUUUAAUAAAACACUAAAUCUUAAUAGACGUCUCUAAUUAUUGAACAUUCCCCAUGUGUCUGGUACUGUAAUGAGCACUUCCCUCAAUUUUUGUAACGGCCUUCUGAGGUUGGGUGUGAUCACCAUUUUACUACUUCGGGGAGUCCAACUCAAUGUUACUCAUUAAGCGACAGUAUUGAGGUCUAGGUUUGCUCAAAGGCCUAUAUGCCUUCAAUUGCAGUGGCGGUUCUAUUUCCAUUUGCCCUACCCAUUUUACAGAUGAGUAAACCUUGGGUCUGAGCAGUUAACUCUUGGCCCAAGUUAGUGAUGAAUUGAGGCCUGUCUUCGGGCUCAUCAGUGUUUCCUGCAGCCCAGAACAGCCUUGGCCUCCACCUUCCCUGGAGAAUGGUCUUUUUAGUUGCAAACCAACUUGCCACCUCAUUAUGUAAGAAGUUCAGUAAUAUUCACGUCACUGGGAGUAAACUUUAGUGUCUUGUUUCUUGUCUAUGCAAUUCUGUCAUUCCCAUGGUGGCUGCUGUGUUUCUCUGUAUCCCACUGGAACCAUGUGCUACAGGUUCGGUCUAGAUCCUUGGUAUUUGAUCAGUUCU